CAUUAUGACGGGUGGUAGACGACGAAGUUGAUAAGAAGAGUGCUCGUGGUGUUGCUUGCUGGCAGGGUAGCGGAAUCCGUCCAUAUAUCAUCGAACACUAUGGAUGAAGAACAUGUGUCCGAAAUGGCAAUGCAACACAUUGCCGACGAGGAACAUGCCGCCGAGUAAGUACCCAAUACCCAUCGCAGUUGCCAACUUAGAAAGCGAUGUAAAUGAACACAAGGGGCAGAAGCGAAGGGACAAUAACUUUUCAUUCAGGCAGAGACGCAAAAAGAACGUCAGGGUUGCUGUGGGUGUCACAACCGCGCUCUUGGUCGUCGCCACCGUUUUCAGCGUGGCAUUGUACCAGGUGCUGGGGAAAAGCACGGAAGAAGGCAUCCCUGGCGGAGAAGAAGAAGCUGUUCGUGAAACAACGAAAGACACGUCCGGAGCCGCAACGGAGACAAUUAUCACCGGCUUAUUCACCCCCGGUGGCGUGACAGGUAAAAAUGGCAGCACUGCACGGUCAACGACUCCGCCAACAAGCAUGCCACGGCGACCUCUUCUGUGCACCCUGGGUAGUCACGCGCUUCUACCUCAACAGUAUCCACCCGACGGCUUGUGCCAUUUACUGUUCUACACCCACGUCAUUUUCGACAACGGCCACUUCGCUCCUGUUGAGAGUCCGGGCAGUUGGAGACUCUUCCAGCAGAUGGCAGGGGCUUCCACUGCAACCCACUAUGGUAUAUCCUUCGACUUUGGAGCCAUUGAUAAUCUGCAAACCGCACUGAGCGGAAAAGCUGGUCAGGAAGAUUUCGCCGCCUUGUUUCAUGGGAAGAUCCAACACCACGGGACCCUCAAUGUCGUUGGAAAUAAGACCUAUUUGCAGCAGGCCAUGAGUCGCCUGAAGACGAUCCUGCCGUUAGUCGUGGGCCUCCACUCUCUGAACACCGCGGAUUCGAACAAGCAGAGCUACAUAGUCAUUGGCGUGGAAAUGACAAACCCAUUGGCGGACGGGAGCUACCUGUCCCCGACGCUUCACGAAGCUGCCAAGACAUUUGCGAAUAUUCUACUGGUACGAACUCACGUCUCAUCGUGGGACAUGAAGGAAGACAAGGGCACGGCAGGUGCUUCUAUGUGGAUAAAUUCCAGAGGAAUUGGGAAACACGAUCUGAAUUCAACAUUGUCAGCUAUCCAGGACUUGUCAAGACCACCACACCAAUGCAUAGUCAUGAUGUCUAUGACGCUGGCGGUGGCAUCAUUCCACAUGGGCCGAUCUGAACAUCUAAUCGACAGAGACACAUCUAGCAGCAAGCCAAUGAACUUUGGUCUUGUCGACUUCAACAAGGCGUGCAUGUCUUCAGUAACUGAAACCAAAGUUGUGGAACCGGAAAAAAUCGUUCUAGGUGCAGACCCCCAAGAACAGCAGCAAAUAAUUUACGAGUCUGAGGACACAAUGAUCGCUAAGGUGCGACUUGUGCACGAGAAACACCAAGACCGUCCCAGCGGAAUUCUCGAUGUCAGCUGGGCCUUAUUUGACGUUGACUACGGAGACUACAGUGGCGCUUGCGGCAGAGGAACAAGUUUCAGUCGCCUCGAAGCUGUGCGUCGCGAAAUGGACAAAAUUUCCCCAGCACGUUAAUAGUAACUAUUGAUCAAUAACGAAAUUAAAGAGAAGUUUCCUCUUGU
Ornithodoros turicata is the source of this 1668-nucleotide messenger RNA. RefSeq lists its product as uncharacterized. The record is from RefSeq and is a predicted model, not a curated record. NCBI's taxonomy places the organism in Eukaryota, Metazoa, Arthropoda, Arachnida, Ixodida, Argasidae. The coding region runs from base 104 to 1621 and encodes 505 amino acids. The transcript is spliced from 12 exons.